CUGCCUUUUUCUGUUGAAUUUGAAACUUGGUAAAACUAACCGGCAAAAGCCAAAUACUCAAUUCUUUCCAGGCCCAGAGAGGAACACCGAGAGAGAGAAAGAGAGAGAGAGCGGAGAGAAACAGCGACAUGGAAGACGAAAAUGGGUGGGAGAGAGAACCGAACAGCCGACACACAUUCGUCUUCGUCUCCUCGAGUAUCUUAUUGUUAGAUGGCCAGGCACAUAUACACACAUUUGUAUCUAGAUAUUAUAGUUCAUUCUGCUUUCUGUUGGCCAUGUUUUUCCCUCCGUCUGCAAAUGCAAUUUCUGUUGCUGCGACUCUUUUUCCCUCAGUUCUGUUCGGUUAGCGGAAGGUGACGCAUCAUCAUCAUCAUAUAGUCAGCUGAGUCCAACGAAAAAGUUCCGAAUUGGUUUCGUUGCGGUUUUCGAUUCGGAUUUCGCAUUAAUUAUUUAGUUUUAUAUUGUUGUUGCUCUUGGUUGUUUUUUUUGGCAAACACGUGUUAGAUGAUAAUUGCUUUACGCAUACUGCCGGCAAGCUAGCUAGCCUCAGUGCUCAGUGCUUCAGUCAGUAUUGCCUCGACAUCCGACCAAAGUACACGUCAACCAAGUUGCCGCUUUAGUGAAAAAAGAUUUCGUAUUGAACGGACAGACAUCACACGACAUAGAACCUUGUGCUCGGGGUUAUUGAAAUGGGCUACGAUGAGGCUAUUAGUGUGGUUGGAGAUUUUGGACGUUAUCAAAUGAUUAUAUAUCUAUUGAUAUGUCUUACCUCCAUUCCUGUGGCAUUUCACAAAUUGGCUGGAGUCUUUCUUCUCGCCAAGCCGGACUUUCGAUGUGCCUUGCCCUUUGACCUGGCGUCUGCGGAAACUGCCGUGGGUAGUGAGUAUGAGCUGUCACCGGAACAAUGGCAAAUAGCUUAUCCACCCAAAUCGGCGGGCGCCUGUGAGUCAUAUGAAGUGGAAUAUCAUAAUGGCAGUUGGACACGGAUUGGAAACUCAACCCAUAGUUGCAGUAGCUACAUCUACGAUCAGAGCAAAUAUCUGAAUAGUGCAGUGACCGAAUGGAAUCUUGUCUGUGGCCGAGGAUUCAUGGCGGCCACCAGUGAUUCGUUGUUUAUGUUGGGCGUACUUCUCGGCAGUUUCGUAUUUGGCCAAUUGAGUGACAAAUACGGAAGGAAACCCAUCUUUUUUGCCUCGCUGGUCAUCCAGGUGGUCUUUGGUCUUCUUGUGGCCAUGGCUCCUGAAUAUUUCACCUACACACUGGCCCGUCUAAUGGUGGGAGCCACUACAUCAGGUGUAUUUUUGGUGGCCUAUGUCAUUGCCAUGGAAAUGGUGGGUCCAAGCAAACGACUCUUUGCCGGCAUCUUUGUGUGUAUGUUCUUCUCGCUCGGUUAUAUGCUGACGGCUGUAUUUGCAUAUUUUGUGCACGACUGGCGAAAUUUGCAGAUUGCUUUAACGUUGCCGGGCUUAAUAUUUUUGUGCUACUACUGGGUCAUACCCGAAUCGGCUCGUUGGCUUCUCUCUAAGGGACGCAAGGAGUGCGCCAUAGCUAAUAUCCAGAGAGCGGCUCGUUUUAAUCGUGUGGAAGUUACCUAUGAGGCCUUGAGCACACUGCUCGAUGAGGGUGAGUCAGAGAUGCCGAAUGCCAAGCCAAUUGACCAGGAGCAUCAAGAGAAGCCACCAUCAAUAUGGGAUCUGUUUCGUUAUCCCAACUUGCGUCGCAAGACUUUAAUCCUGUUCUUUGACUGGCUGGUCACAAGUGGUGUAUAUUAUGGACUCUCGUGGAACACCAACAACUUGGGUGGCAAUGUAUUACUUAACUUUUUGAUUUCUGGCGCCGUCGAGAUUCCUGCCUACAUAUUCCUAUUGCUCACCCUCAACAGGUGGGGUCGUCGGUCCAUUCUCUGCGGUUGCAUGCUGAUGGCCGGCAUCAGCCUGUUGCUUACCAGUGUCAUUCCUGAGGACCUAAAUUGGAUGAUAGUCGCAUGCGCAAUGCUCGGGAAGCUGGCCAUAACCGCCUCCUAUGGCACAGUGUACAUAUUCUCUGCCGAACAGUUUCCCACUGUGGUGCGUAAUGUGGGUUUGGGUGCUGCCUCAAUGGUGGCUCGCAUAAGCAACAUGUUGGCGCCAUUUCUUAAUGUCUUGAGCAACAUAUGGACCCCAUUGCCAUUGGUUGUCUGCGGCGCUCUCUCGCUGAGUGCUGGCCUACUUUCCCUGUUGCUACCCGAGACCCACAACAAGCCGACUCUGGAGACCAUAGCCGAUGGUGAGAAUUUCGGCAAACAGACCAAGGGUAAUGUCUAUCUGGAGACGGGACGAGAGAUGUACGACACCAACAGUUUGGAGGCUCAGCCACUCAAAGCUGCCAACGGCCUUGCCAAUGGCCACAAGAACUAGCAAAAACCUAAUUCAAAGGAAAUCAUAAAAAGAAUACAUUUCUGUGCAGGGAUAACUUUAAACCUAUGACGAUUAAACAAUUUUCAACCAAAAGACAAAGUAUUAUACAAAUUACCUAAAAAAAAUCUCUUAGAUAAAAUUUAUUUAGCAUUUAGCCAGGCCCUCUAUCUAACUUAAUGUUUGGUUGGCAUCUAUUUUCUUUAGGAUUAUUAUUAUUCUUUCUCAUCUAUUCCAGUAAAUUGUA
Messenger RNA from Drosophila willistoni, 2640 nucleotides. Its product is annotated as organic cation transporter-like protein. Gene Ontology annotation, molecular function: transmembrane transporter activity. Gene Ontology annotation, cellular component: membrane. The record is from RefSeq and is a predicted model, not a curated record. The transcript has a single exon. Gene Ontology annotation, biological process: transmembrane transport. NCBI's taxonomy places the organism in Eukaryota, Metazoa, Arthropoda, Insecta, Diptera, Drosophilidae. Bases 690 to 2396 code for a protein of 568 amino acids.